Molecule: messenger RNA, 1071 nt
Organism: Drosophila simulans
Lineage: Eukaryota; Metazoa; Arthropoda; Insecta; Diptera; Drosophilidae
Gene: Arpc3A
Product: actin-related protein 2/3 complex subunit 3
Exons: 3
Coding region: 149-682 (177 amino acids)
Biological process (GO): Arp2/3 complex-mediated actin nucleation; regulation of actin filament polymerization
Cellular component (GO): Arp2/3 protein complex; cytoskeleton
Molecular function (GO): actin filament binding
Source: RefSeq, a predicted model, not a curated record
AAGUGUGACCAUUUCGGUAGCGACUUAUCGCUCUUGUCGAUAAAUCAGGGCUGCAAUAUCUGUAAACAGUGGACGCCUACAAUUGUUUUUAUUUAACAUCGAGAAAAUAACUUUUUCAACUUUUAUCUUAUAUAUUAUACAAUUCAACAUGCCGGCCUACCACUCGCAGAUCAAGGAAGUUCGCCAGCAGGUGGGCAACAUGGCCAUCCUGCCGCUGAGGACACAGGUGCGCGGGCCAGCGCCCAGUGCGAAUAUUGAGAGCGACAUCAUCGAUGAGUCACUGUACUACUUUAAAGCCAAUGUGUUCUUUCGCACGUACGAAAUCAAGUCCGACGUGGAUCGCGUGCUCAUCUAUGUGACGCUCUACAUAACAGAGUGCCUCAAGAAGCUCAAUCGCUCCACGAGCAAGGCCCAGGGACAGCAGGACAUGUACAGCCUGGCCAUCUCCAAGUUCGACAUUCCCGGCGAUGCUGGCUUCCCAUUGAACGCCGUCUAUGCCAAGCCACAAACGGCCCAGGAUGCGGAUCUGAUGCGCCAGUACCUGCUGCAGCUGCGCCACGAAACCGGCAACCGGGUACUGGAGAAGGUCUUCAACACCGAGGAUGGCAAGCCCAACAAAUGGUGGACCUGCUUCGCGAAGAAGAAGUUCAUGGAGAAGAGUCUGGCUGGACCUGGACAAUAAAGAGCUAGCCACAAUAUCUGGUAUCUUGUUUCGCCUCUACGACUGGUAAAAAUACCUUUCAAUUAGGAUUCACUAGCAGCGUGGCCUAAUUUGUAGUAUCACUGCCAGCAUGUCACAAUUCAUUAACCACUAAAUAAAUUAUUUAAAUUUGUAAGCCUUUCUGUUUGAAAUAAUUUACGUACAACUGCAAGUAACUUUCAUAAAUAAUAUAUGUUUCUAAUAACUGACCAGCAAAUGGAAGUAAUUGCCUAUAAUUUGUGUAAUCAAAAUCGGAAUAGUAAAGUAUUAACUAAGUUUUAUUUAUUGUAGUCGCUCGGUCAUUGGGAAAAAUGCUUUCUAUUGGCCUGUUUAUUAAAUAAACUUUGUCAUCAGUCGAUUACAACGUGGAA